GAGACCAGCCAAGCCAGCCAGUGUUUGGAUGAAUCGGAUACUUUCGGUACUAUUAAUGUAAGAUGACGAAAACAAAAAACGGAAGAAAGAGCAAACUCCAGCUACAAAUUGGGCCCCGUGCAUGCUUCAAACCAUCACAUCGAUCACUCACUCCAUCAGCAGGAGAUCGACCAGGAGUUGGUCGACCAAUUGGUAUCCAUGGUGAACCGCGCGCACUUCGUCAUCCUCGUCCUCGCCUACCGCCUCCUGGUAUCCCUCUCAGCCGAAGCACAGCAGUCCAAAGAGUCGUAUGUCGUCUACAUGGGUGGAGGCGGCGGCCGCGACGCGGAGGCUGCGCGGGCGGCCCACCUGCAGAUGCUGUCGUCCGUGGCGCCGAUGAGCGGCGAGGAGGAGCGGGCGUCGUCCACGCUGACGCACAGCUACCACCACGCGUUCGAGGGGUUCGCCGCCGAGCUCACCGUGGAGGAGGCCGCCGCGCUGGCCGCGCACGAGCGGGUGGUUUCGGUGUUCCGGGACCGCACGCUGCAGCUGCACACGACGCGGUCGUGGGACUUCCUCGACGCGCAGUCCGGCCUCCGGCCCGACCGCCUCGCCGCCCGGGCCUCCGCCGACGUCAUCAUCGGCGUCAUCGAUUCCGGUGUCUGGCCGGAGUCGCCGAGCUUCAACGACGUCGGGAUGGGGGCCGUGCCGGCCAGGUGGCGCGGCGUGUGCAUGGAAGGCCCGGACUUCAACAAGACCAACUGCAACAAGAAGCUCAUCGGCGCGCGCUACUACGGGAACGAGCCCGGCGGGUCCAAAGCCACCGUCAAACCCCCGUCGACAACCGCGACGGACUCGCCGCGUGACACGGACGGGCACGGCACGCACUGCACGUCGACGGCGGCGGGCGCGGCGGUGUCCGGCGCGGACUACUACGGGCUGGGCCGCGCCGGCCCAGCCAGGGGCGGCGCGCCGGGGAGCCGGGUGGCGGCGUACAGGGCGUGCAUCCUGGGCGGGUGCUCCGGGUCGGCGCUGCUCAAGGCCAUCGAUGACGCCGUGAGCGACGGCGUGGACGUGAUCUCCAUGUCCGUCGGCGUCAGCUCCGCGUUCCCGGACGACUUCCUCUCCGACCCCAUCGCGAUCGGCGCCUUCCACGCGCACCGGAGGGGCGUCCUGGUCGUCUGCUCCGCCGGCAACGACGGGCCCGUCCCUUACACCGUUGUUAAUGCCGCCCCCUGGAUCGUCACCGUCGCCGCCUCCACCAUCGACCGUGCCUUCCAGUCCAGCAUCGUCCUCGGCAACGGGAACGUCGUCAAGGGCAUCGGCAUAAACUUCUCCAACCAGAGCCUGGGCGGAGAGCACUACCCUCUGGUGUUCGGGGCACAGGCGGUAGGCCGGUACACGCCGGUGGCGGAGGCAAGCAACUGUUAUCCGGGAUCGCUGGACCCGGAGAAGGUGCGUGGGAAGAUCGUGGUGUGCGUGGGCAGUACGGGCACGAUGAUGGCGUCGCGGCGGGUGAAGAAGGUGGUCGCCGAGGGGAGCGGAGCGAGCGGGCUGGUGCUCAUCGACGACGCCAAGAUGGACGAGCCGUACGACGCCGGCAGCUUCGCCUUCUCCCAGGUGGGCAGCCACGUCGGGGCGCAGAUCCUCGACUACAUCAACUCCACCAAGAACCCGACGGCCGUGAUCCUUCCGACCGAGGACGUCAACGAGUUCAAGCCGGCACCGACAGUGGCGUCCUUCUCGGCGCGUGGCCCUGGCGGGCUCACUGAAUCCAUCCUCAAGCCUGACUUGAUGGCGCCCGGGGUGAGCAUCCUUGCCGCCUGGGUGCCGCCGCCGAACCCGGCGGUCGUGCCCGCCGGCAAGAAACCGUCUGCCUUCGCCUUCCUGUCCGGCACCUCCAUGGCCUGCCCCCACGUCGCCGGCGCCGGCGCUUUCCUCAAGUCGGCCCACCCGGGCUGGACGCCGUCCAUGAUCAGAUCAGCUCUCAUGACCACAGCGACGACGAGGGACAACCUCGGGCGGCCGGUGGCGAGCAGCACGGGCGGGGCGGCGACGGGGCACGACAUGGGCGCCGGCGAAAUCAGCCCGCUGCGCGCGCUCAGCCCGGGCCUGGUGUUCGACACCACGGACAAGGACUACCUCGACUUCCUCUGCUACAUGGGCUACGACGACAAGGCCGUCCGCACCGUCUCCGGCGACGCCCGCUUCGCCUGCCCCCGCGGCGGGGCCUCGCCUGACCGCAUCGCCACGGGCUUCAACUAUCCGUCCAUCUCCGUGCCGCGGCUCCUAGCCGGGAAGCCGGUCGCCGUGUCGCGCACCGCCAUGAAUGUGGGCCCGCCGAACGCCACGUACGCGGUGGUCGUCGAGGCGCCGUCCGGCCUGUCGGUGACGGUGGCGCCCGAGCGGCUGGUGUUCUCGGACCGGUGGACCACGGCGGCGUACGUGGUGAGCUUCGCGAGCCAAGCCGGGGCCAGCAAGGGGUACGCGCACGGCGCCGUCACCUGGUCGGAUGGCGCGCACUGGGUGCGGACGCCCUUCGCGGUGAACGUCGUGUGAUUGAUUGCGUUUGCGUAUUCGUUGUUUCCUCUCGUUUUGUUUUGGGGAGAUUUUUCUUGGUAAUUUUGAGUGCGUUUGAUCGAUAUGAAACCGUUCAAUUUUUUUUAGAGCCAAA
Molecule: messenger RNA, 2653 nt
Organism: Brachypodium distachyon (stiff brome)
Lineage: Eukaryota; Viridiplantae; Streptophyta; Magnoliopsida; Poales; Poaceae
Product: CO(2)-response secreted protease
Exons: 10
Coding region: 199-2538 (779 amino acids)
Biological process (GO): proteolysis
Molecular function (GO): serine-type endopeptidase activity
Source: RefSeq, a predicted model, not a curated record